Molecule: messenger RNA, 564 nt
Organism: Metopolophium dirhodum (rose-grain aphid)
Lineage: Eukaryota; Metazoa; Arthropoda; Insecta; Hemiptera; Aphididae
Product: protein mono-ADP-ribosyltransferase PARP12-like
Exons: 4
Coding region: 1-564 (187 amino acids)
Molecular function (GO): NAD+ poly-ADP-ribosyltransferase activity
Source: RefSeq, a predicted model, not a curated record
AUGUCUUUACAACAUAUACGUUUUUCUGAAUCAAAAAUAUUGAGAAAUAUUUAUACAAGAGAACUUCUUGAAGACUAUGAUAACUACGGAUAUUCCGAAAAUUCAUUUUUUACCAAGAUUGAAAAUAAUUUUAUGAUUUUAAAAGUACAAAAAAUUAAUAACGCACAUCUGUAUGGCUUAUACCUAUUGCAUAAGGAAGAGAUGCAACUAGACAAUAGCAUUGGUGACGUAAGAGAGGAAACAUUGUUUCACGCAACAUCCGUAAAUAAUGCGAUAAGUAUUGCACGCAACAAUAUUGACUGGCGAUUGACAGGGCGAACAAGAUUUGGAAAAGGUGCGUGUUUUUCACCGAGUGCACCUUAUGCACAUAAAUAUGCGGGAAGGAAGGGAGCAUUUCUUAUUGUGAAAGUGCUUGUGAGAAAAAUAGAAACAACAGGCAUUAAUUACGGCCUAGAAAUACCAUCGACCAACGAUAUUGACACUACACUAGGGAACUAUGGAAACGUUUAUGUAAAGUAUGACGAUCAUACUUUUCUUCCGGAGUAUAUUGUCCAUUAUUCCUAA